Ilex paraguariensis (yerba mate) is the source of this 1756-nucleotide messenger RNA. NCBI's taxonomy places the organism in Eukaryota, Viridiplantae, Streptophyta, Magnoliopsida, Aquifoliales, Aquifoliaceae. The record is from the annotation of a GenBank genome assembly.
AGGUGGAGGUGGAUCGGCUUAUUAAGAAUAAGUUGGCUUAUUAUUCAAGCCCUAUAAAUAAGUCAAUCAGCAAAUUAAUGCACAUAUCAAUAUAUCUGACACAGUGUGUGUGAGUCACUUGAGAGUCGGAAUUCGAUGGAGGAAGAGCGCAAUGAUACGAAACUGCCGCUGUUGGAUGGGUGGAAGCUCAGUGGGAGCGGGCGCCGUGGCCGACUCAGUCGCCGGAACUCGGUGAACUCGCUCAGAAACGAUUUUAUUGCGAGACUCCCCGACAAGGUCCGUUCCGUGGUUGAUCUCGAGUCCUUCUCUCUUCACGAUCUCUCCAAAAUCCCUGACCUAACCCAAGGAGAAAAGGAAUACUAUGAGAGACAAUUUACAACCUUAAAAUCAUUUGAGGGAGUUGAUUCUGUGGUGACCUCUGAAAGCAUUGAUGAAUAUGAUGAUGAAGAACAAGCCCAACAGGAAAGAGCAAUGAAGAUAUCAAAUUAUACAAACAUCAUAUUGCUGGCAUUGAAGAUUUAUGCUACCGUAAAAAGUGGAUCCCUAGCAAUUGCUGCAUCAACACUCGAUUCCUUGCUUGAUCUCAUGGCUGGUGCCAUUUUGUGGUUCACUCACUUGUCAAUGAAAAACGUGAAUAUUUAUAAAUAUCCUAUUGGAAAGUUGAGGGUGCAGCCGGUGGGCAUAAUAAUCUUUGCUGCUAUCAUGGCUACACUUGGAUUUCAGGUGUUGAUUCAGGCCGUGGAAGAAUUAAUUCAGGAUGAACCUCCUGGAAAGAUGACGUCAGAUCAAUUGAUAUGGUUAUACUCAAUUAUGAUAACUGCUACUGUUGUAAAAUUUUGCCUCUGGAUUUACUGCAAAAACUCAAGAAACGACAUUGUCCGUGCGUAUGCAAAGGAUCACUAUUUUGAUGUGGUGACAAAUGUAGUAGGAUUACUUUCAGCCAUUCUUGGGGAUAAGUUCUACUGGUGGAUUGACCCUGCUGGUGCCAUUGUCCUUGCAAUUUACACGAUCUCAAAUUGGUCCGGAACCGUUCUGGAAAAUGCAGUGUCACUCAUAGGACAAUCAGCCCCUCCUGAGGUAUUGCAGAAAUUGACAUAUCUUGUCAUAAGGCAUCCACAAGUUAAGCGUAUUGACACUGUCCGCGCUUACACUUUUGGCGUUUUGUACUUUGUAGAGGUUGACAUUGAACUCCCAGAAGAGUUGCCUUUGAAGGAAGCACAUGUCAUAGGAGAGACCCUACAGAUAAAGAUUGAGAAACUUCCUGAAGUUGAACGUGCAUUUGUUCAUAUUGAUUACGAGUGCUAUCACAAACCAGAGCACUCUGUACUUAUUAGGCUGCCUGACAGUGAGCCUUGAUGUUUGAGUUCACUAUGUACACACCAAAACCCUUUUUCAAAAUCCUCAUUCCGGCUAUAAUUUGUUUUGCCAUCCGGCAGAGGAAGGGGCGGGUUGCAGACGGUAUAAUAACCACCUGUUCUUGAGGUUUGCCCAUGAGAAAAUGUGAUGCUUGAUGCUUUGGAAAAUGGUAGCGGCGUGCCACACGGGACACUACCAUAUUGGAGAUCAUAGGAUCAAGUCAUGCUAAAGGUAGAGAGUUUUCUUAUCUUUCUUUUUUUGGGGUGUUUUGUUUUCUGUUUUUGGAGUGUAAAUCAAUCAUAAACAUCAAUAUUUUAUGCUGUAAUGUGAAGACAUGGCCUAUCAAUGUAGAAACUAGCCUUGACUUUUAGAGGUGAUUGCAAUGUGGCUUGGACAAAGG